CCAUGUUGCAAUAUGGGAGGAGAGAGCACAAAUGACAAGGCGGCAGGGACGGAAGUUCCAUAGGUCAAAAGAACAUUGGAGAGGCAAGGCUGCUUUUCUUUCUUCCCUACCAGGUAAGCUUGCUUUCCUUUACCUGCUUUCCUUUUCUCCCAUUAAGAAAAUUUAACUUGAUUCUCAUUCUGUGCUUAUAGAAGACACUAUAUUUUGCACAUGCAUUUUGAAGGAGUCUAUUGAUUUUAGGCUGUUUGCAUUACAUAUCACCUACUGAACUAAGGUUUGGGACAUUUUUGCCUUGCGGUAUAGGUUGUGGAUUAAGACUUCACCCAGAGACAAAUCUACAGGAGAAGUAAAAGUUAGGGCUUGCCAGAUUUGCAUAGGAAAAUAAGCAUAUGCAGGAUGGUGAAAUUUGCAUUGACUUUAUGUGCCUGAGUUCCUCUGUAGUGGUUUUGCUGGUUUAUUCAGCCUUAGCUGGGGAAUCGGGAGGAACUAAACUUUUCCUCUUUUGCUACACAAAAUUAGUCAAUUUGCUUAUCCAGUGCUGGCUACUCUGUCCGGGUAUGUUAUAUAGUGGUGGAGGUGGGUGAGGCCAAAUAACAGGCAAAACCAGAUUCUUUUGUAUGUGCUAGGAUGAUAUAUACUCUCUCAAGGCAAGUCUCCUGAAGACAAUUUAAAUCAGGGUAUUUGGAGCAACCCCAUGGCAGAAAUAUUUUGUCUCCCAUGUAAAAAUCCCCUUGCCUCCAAUAACCUUUUCACAGUCUUUUUCUCCUACCCCUUCCAAAUCCUUACCAGUCCCCUUGAUAUACUGGGAAUGUGCAUUGUGUGGCCUUAGGAAACAGGUUUAAAUACUAAUACAUCUACAUUUCCUCCUGGCAAGAGCUGCAUCACGACUGAAGAAUGUCUUCCAUUUUAAAAGGUGGGUCACUUUUGCUUUGUAUCUAUACUGAGAAUACUUCUGUUAACAAAGAAGUAGUUACUGUACAUGAAGCUGGGUGAGGCAGUUGCCUCAGGCAGCACCUCUCAGGCAGCAUUACCCUAUUCCGUUGCCCAGCUUUGCCGUUGGUCUUCCCAGCCUCUAGGGGCAGAGAGGGACUGGUGGCAAAGCUCUGUGGAAUGCCUCCCCUCCUACUAGUCAGCGAGAAGGGUUCCACCACAUGGUAGCGUGGUAGGGCUUUGCACUGGCUUCUCCUGAAAGGAUAUGCAAAACCCCUUGGCCGGUGGGAGGGAGGGGAUCUGGAAUGGAUUUCCCCCACCACCUAGCAGGGGAGACUCCUUACGAAGCUUGUUCCCCCAUCGUGUGGGCAGCAGCAGGGCAUUUCACCUGGUGAGCUAUAGGUUCCCCAUCUUUGCAAAAAAGCAUGGAUGACCAAGUUGUGGCAUACACAACAGUGGUUUGUGGCAUUCCUAGACUGAAGGCUGAAGGGCCUUUGGUAAAGUGCCUAUAGCAGAAAAGCAGACUUGCAAAGCCUUGGCAUGUGGCACACUUGGCAAAAGCAAGGAUGGCUACCACUGCAAUAGUGUUUGGAAGUUUUCUUGGCUGGGGAAUGCAGAUGCAUCACGACUGAAGAAUGUCUUCCAUUUUAAAAGGUGGGUCACUUUUGCUUUGUAUCUAUACUGAGAAUACUUCUGUUAACAAAGAAGCAGUUACUGUACAUGAAGCUGGGUGAGGCAGUUGCCUCAGGCAGCACCUCUCAGGCAGCAUUACCCUAUUCCGUUGCCCAGCUUUGCCGUUGGUCUUCCCAGCCUCUAGGGGCAGAGAGGGACUGGUGGCAAAGCUCUGUGGAAUGCCUCCCCUCCUACUAGUCAGCGAGAAGGGUUCCACCACAUGGUAGCGUGGUAGGGCUUUGCACUGGCUUCUCCUGAAAGGAUAUGCAAAACCCCUUGGCCGGUGGGAGGGAGGGGAUCUGGAAUGGAUUUCCCCCACCACCUAGCAGGGAGACUCCUUACGAGCUUGUUCCCCCAUCGUGUGGGCAGCAGCAGGGCAUUUCACCUGGUGAGCUAUAGGUUCCCCAUCUUUGCAAAAAAGCAUGGAUGACCAAGUUGUGGCAUACACAACAGUGGUUUGUGGCAUUCCUAGACUGAAGGCUGAAGGGCCUUUGGUAAAGUGCCUAUAGCAGAAAAGCAGACUUGCAAAGCCAAGUGUGGCACACUUGGCAAAAGCAAGGAUGGCUACCACUGCAAUAGUGUUUGGAAGUUUUCUUGGCUGGGGAAUGCAGAUGAAGGUGAUGGAUCUUUGACUUCACUUUGUAAACGUCACAGCAUCUCUGCUUCCUGUUUCUCUGUUUUCUUUCAUCUCAUAACCAUUAGUGUUUGGGAGAGACGAGAAGGAAAAGGAAAAAGAAAAGGAAAAAAGCCACAAAGAGGGUGAGAAGAAAGAUAAGAAAAAGAAAAAGGAGAAAAAGGUAAGAAAAAGGAUGCUGAAUUAGAGGUGGCUUUUCUUACAGUUGGGAGGCAUGUCUCCACCCAAUGCACAUUUACUUGCUUGGUUCCCUUCAAGUCCCUCAAGUGAAGCUGUCACCUGUUCAUGAGUUGUCACCUGCGAAUGUCUCAAAUGCACACAUCUCAGCUUAACUCUGAAGUCUGAUGUAAGGUGGUUUCAUCAAACUACAAAAUAGAUACAGACUGUGGUGAUUGUCAGGGUGCACAUGGCUUCAAACAUCAGUGGUGAGAGAGCACUGGAAUUGGAGUAAAUGGUUAUGCAUACACACCUUCAGUCUCUUUCAUUUGGUGAGACAGAUGAUUCCUCAGUACAAUGUCCUGAAAGCCUUUGAGUGGUCUUCAAGUAAGUUUUACUUAGAGUAGACAGUGGCGGAGUUUCAUGCUCCAGCACUGGGGGGGUGGAGAGCAGGCGUGGGUGUGGCUGGCGUUCAUCCCGGGGGUGUGGUGCACGUUCUGGGGGCGUGGCCUGCUGCCUGCUGGGGUGUGGUGCCCAGCAUGGACAGGGGGGCAGCUGCGAUGGCACCCCACCAGGAUUGCGCUGCUGGGGACGGUGCGUUCCCCCUGCCCCCAGCUUCCUCCGCCAGUGAGAAUAGACCCAUUGAAAGUAAUGGACCUUAGUCAUGUUCAUUAAUUUCAGUGUAUCUAGUGUGAAUAAAAUUUAGUUUACUAGUACUCUUUAAAACCAUUCCAAAUGCCCCACAGAAUGAUGGUCAUUGGCUAGCUUUGUAUAUCCUGAUGCAUGAAUUUGCAAAAAUCAAUACAGUAAACACAAUCCAAUUUUAUGAAGUAGCAUGGAAAUCUUUAAUAGCUCAUUCACUGUCUGUGCCAUAUGAAAUCAUCACAUCAGAGCUACUGCAAGCUCGUUUCUUCUGCUCAGAUGGCAGAACUAUUUAUCACUCUGAGGCAGCAGCUGCUCCUGUAAAGCUACAUUGAUCCAAUUAAUUACAUGAUGUUGCAGUUUGUGAGAAUUUGUCCUACAAUGGGAGUUCAAAUUAUAGGUGAUGUCAGUGGCCGCAAAGGACUGACCACAUUCUACCAACAUCCUCCACGAGGAAUACAUUUAUGCAGAUCAGGAAAUUCAUUUAUUUGUGUAACACUUCAAAAAGAUGUAUACAGUAGUUGCUUCACUUUUAUAUUCUCUGUGCCAAUGUGAGUGUAGGUGGCAAGAAGAAAGAUAUAGGAAUGUGAAGGGUAGUGAAAGUUUGGAAUAAAGGUCUAUGACUGGAGGCUAUGAAAGAAGGCUUAAAACUCAUAAUCUUUUACAGACACUGGCUCAGAUUGUGCAUCUUGGUAAACUACUGCUGAGAAGAAUUGUUUAUCUAACUGUGAGGCUCCCACACAGUGGGUCUGCAAGACAUAACAUGCCACAAUCACUAUUUGGCUAUGAUUCAUCACUUGUUUUCUUAAGACCUUUGAAAGCAAUGCAGUUCAGCUGACUGUUUCCUCCCUGCUCUGUAUGUGAGUCAACCUGGGCCCAGCUUGGAUAACUAAAGGGAAAUUUUUAAUCGGGGAAAAUGCCUACAGAACUCAGCAUUUAAUAGGGAGAUAGAAAGACGCUGUUGCGAAAUGUAGGGGGAAAACAGCUGGAUGGGUGUGUAGCAUCUUUCAAAGGGCGCAUGAUGAGUGAGCUUUUAGGCUAGAAUGAGAGUGCGGUGAUUUUUUUUACCCUUUAGAAUCCACUUUCAUGUUCCCACAUCACAGCAUAGAAGUCCAUGACUGGCACAAAGUGCAUCGACAUGCAUUGAAGUCAAGAUGCUAAUUCGGCCCCAGGUGCCUUCUUUCAGUUACCUUCUCAUCCUGCAAGAUGCAGUAGGCUUUGUUCAUUUAUGUAAGCUUUGGCAAAUGUCGAGGAUUCAAAAUCUCAAAAGAUUCCCAUCCAUUUAUCGGCCACAUUUUUUUAAAAAAAAUCCCCCAAAUUUGCCAUAUGUCUUGUGAUGGUAGGGAUGGAUGGAUCUGUCAGUUUAGGUUCUCUGGUUUCUCUUUUCCCCCAUUAUGACUGCAUCCACCCAGUCCGUGAUGCUGUAUAGCUUUCAGCAUAGGCUGACAAUGCAUCUCCUUACCCUGACAGCCAAGGAAUGUUGUUUUUAUGACCUGCCUGAAAAGUAUGGCUGUUUGGGGUUGGUGGUUUUUAAAUGGUUGCUUUUGUUUAAAUUUAUGUUGUUGUUGUGUCCUUAUAGGGAAGGGUGAGCAAGAAAUUGAAGAAACAAAUAUACUGACUAGCAGCAGCUCCCCAUGAGUCUUUCCCAGGCCUUUCUAGAGAUACCAGGAUUGAAUCUGAUACCUUCUACUGUAUAUACAAAGCUGUUUUUUCCCCUAAGCAAGGGGGAUGGUUGUGGCUCAGAGGCAGAGCAGACGGUUUGUAUGCCAAAGGCUGCAGAUCUGAUCCCUGGCAUGUCCAGGGUAGGGCUGGGAGAGACCCCUGUCUCAAACUCUGAAGAGCUGCUGUAAGUCAGGCUAGAUGAUGCAAGCCAGGUGGAACAAUGGUAUGUUCCUGUGACUGCCAAGUUCUGUGUUCUGUACCACCACUGGUCUAAUCGCUUGGUUUUUGCUCCCUAGCAUGAUGGGAAAGAUGAUGACAGCAGCAGCAGCUCAGACAGCGAUUCUGAAAAGGUAAUGAGAUGCUUGGUAGACUGAAUGGGAAGGGGUUCAGCUGCUGGCAGGUAGGUAGGGAUGCCGAUGCUGAGGCUGAGGCUGAGGCUGAUUAUUAUUUGGUCCCAUAUUAUUUUAGCAGACAACACUCCCCCCCCCACUUUUUAUCCAAGUUAAAGAAAGAGCCACUUUCUAAAUGUUUGCCUUUCAGUAGGCCUGCUGGAAAGCUAAUUGGCAGCCCUGCCUGUAUUCACUGCCAAUGUACUAGCAGCAGACACAGUCUAGUCCUUCAGAGAGGACGUAAACCUUUGUCUGGGCUGUACCACUUCAGACUUCAGUUGUGGACUUUCAUGUUGCAAGGCACUCCAUGGUAUCAACAACCACCCAUCUCCUUGACAUGCCAGUUUAUGCUGUGGGGGUUUCAUUGUACAGUGGUACCUUGGUUUACGAACUUAAUCCGUUCCUGGAGUCCGCUCUUAAACAAAACCUGUUCUUAAACCAAGGCGUGCUUUCCCUAAUGAGGUCUCCCACCACCGGUGCCCUUCCACUGUUCGGCUUCCGUUCGCAAACCGGAACACUACUUCCAGUUUUGUGGAGUUCGUAAACUGAAUAGUUCGUAAACAGGGCUGUUCGUAAACCGAGGUAUCACACAAUCACAUAACACCCCCAUCCACACCCAAUGGCAGUCUGAAGUGGUACAAACCAAAUGAAGGUUUUAGUACCCCUGUGAGAAGUAUUGGAAUAUUUAUAUCCCACUUUAAGAUUGGAAGAUCGUUAAGGCGGCUUACAGUAGACUUCAAUAAUGUAUGGACAUUUACAAGCCUGAAACCCACACCACACUUUUAAGUCCUGUUACCAAUGGAUGGUCAGUUGGCAGAUGAUUCCUUUGAAGUCCCAGUGCAACUGGCAGCUGAAGCUGAAUGUGUUUUUUCUAGCAGGGAAGGGGGGGAGUAAGCAGUUUCCUAUAAUUGCUCCUUCUUUGGCUGGUGGAUGGGCCAGACUGCCCUCCUUCUUGCUAUCAUCACCCUGUAUUUGCAUGCUCUGGGCAGAUACAGUGAGAAACUGUGUGGUCUCAGGUGCAAAAGCACUUCUGCCUCUGAAGAAAAGAGAAGCAAUGGCAGCGAGGAUGAAAACUGUCCCUGAUAAAAAAUAUCCCUGCUUGAACUAACAGAAGCCUCUGCUUUUUGGAAUGUGGUUAUCAUAAUGAAAGGCGAAAGAAGGUUGAGGGAUUGUGAAAUGUUCCUCAGCUCCAAAUUACAUUCUCCCUUCUUGUAUGCCGCAGGCUCGCAGUGGUGACAAGAAGAAAAAGAAGGAAAAGGAUUAAAUUUGGGGCAGCCAACAACUAGCAGAGGACAUGAGCCGAGUUGCCUAAGAAUGUCUUCAGGGCAUUUGGAAAGGAAGGAAGAAGUGUCUGGGUUCAAUGCAUGUAAAACGAAGUGUAUUUGUUUUGUUUUCCAUUAAAACUUAAUACUCUUGUUUAA
Molecule: messenger RNA, 6506 nt
Organism: Podarcis lilfordi (Lilford's wall lizard)
Lineage: Eukaryota; Metazoa; Chordata; Lepidosauria; Squamata; Lacertidae
Source: the annotation of a GenBank genome assembly